Messenger RNA from Tetranychus urticae (two-spotted spider mite), 1873 nucleotides. Its product is annotated as QRFP-like peptide receptor. Gene Ontology annotation, cellular component: plasma membrane. Gene Ontology annotation, molecular function: G protein-coupled receptor activity. Gene Ontology annotation, biological process: G protein-coupled receptor signaling pathway. Lineage: Eukaryota; Metazoa; Arthropoda; Arachnida; Trombidiformes; Tetranychidae. The record is from RefSeq and is a predicted model, not a curated record.
UUCAUUAGUUAGUCUGCGGCUCGUUAUCAGAAUCUCGUCUUUUCAUUCAUCGUUUGAAGUUUCUCAUAUGCUAUAUCCUUGAUUCAAGCUUAAACUUAUAUUUACCUCGUCUUUUUGACAACAUGACAUGCAUUAGCUUCAAUUGAGUUAUUUUGAUUGAAAGUAGCUGGACUAGUUUGAAAAACAAUUGAAAUCCAUGAAAUUCGAGGUUUCGUCUUUUGAUCAAUUGCCAGCAAGUGCCGCACAGGCACCUCAGUGUUUUGAUUUUCUAGCUUCUGGUGCACCUGAAGAAUGGAUUUACAAUACAUCAAUAAUUUCGUAUCAAAACCAAGUACCUAUUUGGGGUCACAAAUCGUAUUUAGAGAUGAGUUUAAAGGUUCUUCUGUUUCUCAUCAUUAUUACCAUUUCGUGUAUUGGAAACUAUUUCAUCGUAAUUGUCAUCAUCAAGUUUAAAAAUUCUCGAAACUGUACCAACAUCUUCAUCUGUAGCAUGGCCAUUGCAGAUUUAUUGACAACAUUAAUGUUUGCUUGGACUUCUUGUAUUGAAAAUUUGUUUCAAAACUAUGUUCUUGGACCGUUUUUUUGUAAAACUGAAUCAUCAGCCAAAGUAUUCUUUCUAAUUGCUAGUGUGUUUUCGUUGACAUGGAUAUCCUGUGACAGAUUGAUUGGAAUAAUUAAACCUUUCCGAACUCCAAUGGGGAAGAAACGAGCUCUAGCUGUCCUCUCGUUCAUAUGGGUUAUCGCCUUCCUAAUUGCUUCACCAAUUUAUUUCUGGCGUGAAUACCGAACCCGUCAAUGGUGUGAUUACUUAGAGAUCUAUUGUAAAGUUGAUUCAGAUAAGGUGGACGUGUACAUGUUUAUACUGCUUGCAUUUCUGGUGUACAUUCCUUUAUUUCUGAUGACUUUUUCAUAUUGCCUGGUGAUUGCCAAGAUGAAACGCUACGAGACAAGGAUAAGCACCGAGGAAAACAUUGUUAAAAUUAAACAUCGACGUAAAAUCAUAUUAAUGUUUUUCAUUUACUUGAUCACAUCUGCCAUUUGCUGGAGCCCAUUACAAGUUAUCGUCUUUUAUCGCUUUGUUGCAUUUAAAUCAGUUGAUUCGGUAAAACCUUGGAGUGAAGAGGCAAAAUUUUGGGCCCAAGUUUUUGCGUCAACAAAUAGUGCGAUUAAUCCACUAAUCUAUGGAAUAACCAAUGGAAGUUUUCGUAAAGCAAUAUGUCUUCUCUAUCCUAAGCUUUCAUGGUUUUUGAGGUUGAAUAAGCUACCCAAACGAAGGGUAAAUGCUGUUGAAUCACCAAAGACACGGGAAAGCGCAUUGCCAAGAUCAACAUUCACCUUGUCAAAGUGCAACAAGAUUCAAAUCAAUACAAUAAGUGGAGACAAAAUUCCACUGGAAAAGCCUAAAAACAAAAUCAUUUUUUGAGAACUUCUCUGCUUUACAAGAGUUCAAUGGAAAUAAUUCAUUGAAAAUCAGUUUUUUAUCAAGAGAAAAUGUUCUAACAUGAUAUAAUCUGAUUCUGAUAUAACCUUUCAGUCAAGCAUAUAUUGUGAUAAAAGUGACUCUUGUUGGGUUGAAAUAUCAAACUUAAAAUGUCAAUGAUCAAGAUCAUGAUAAAGGCUAUCGAGACUCGUUGAGAAUCAAUAGACAUGAGUCUGAUCAUUAGAUGCGAUUUAUUUAAUACAAGUUAAAUCUUCUUCGCUGACCAACGAUUUAGUCCAUAAAUACGUGGCUCAGUUAAUUAGUUAUCAUUUAAUUGUUUUAUAUUUUUUUAUUUUCAAGGCUGAUUGUGCAAAGCAAGAAAAAGCUUUUGAACAAUCAAUCGUAUUCAAUGUUAUUGAUACAUUAAAUCUCAAUGUUUUCAUUCAUAUCAGU